CCUAUGCACCAGCUCCCCACCCCAUGGCUCCUCCCAGCCCCAGCACAAACAGCACCAGCAACAGCAGCGGGGAACAGUUGAGUAAAACCAACCUGUACAUCCGAGGCCUUCCACCAGGCACCACUGACCAGGACCUAAUCAAGCUGUGCCAACCGUAUGGAAAAAUUGUAUCCACAAAGGCAAUUCUGGACAAAAACACAAAUCAGUGCAAAGAUGAGGAAACUGAGUCCAGGAGAGGCACACAAUCAGUAAAAGACAGAGCCAGAAUCCAAACGAGAGAAGCUACAAUCGGAAGAGACAGAAUCAGAAUUUAAGUCCAGAGAGGCUAGCUCCAGAAUCUUUUAACAACCUGCAGACAGAAGGCUCACGCUGCCACUUAUAUAUCUACCAAAAUAUAACUACUGUUGACCUCUUUGUUGAAAGCUUAAGAUCAUGAGUUAUUUAAUCUAGUUUGGGCAUGCAGUCAGUUUGGAAUGUUCCUUAUCUCCAUUUA
Molecule: messenger RNA, 493 nt
Organism: Leptonychotes weddellii (Weddell seal)
Lineage: Eukaryota; Metazoa; Chordata; Mammalia; Carnivora; Phocidae
Source: RefSeq, a predicted model, not a curated record